GCAGGGCAAGAUGCCUUUCCGUGAAAGUUUUUUUGAGGAGAGGCCGGGGUGUCUGUUUGGGGUUUGGAGGAGAGGCGUUGCCCUGGAUGGACGGAAGAGUCGGAGCGCAGUGUUAGGACAGGAGCGGGGGAGUUUGCUUCGUGCAGCUCUCCGCUUUAUCCCGCAAAACGUUUUGUUUCUCAGACCUUCGAUGUGAUCAAAUGUCUCAAAGUUACCAAAACAUGGCACCUGCUCUCAUGAAAAAUUAAUAAUAGGACCGAUGAUCAAACGUGGUCAAAGAGAUGGACAAGGUUGUGCUUGGGUCCUUGAAGGUGAAGGACUGUGUGAUCUUCCAGUGCAAGAGAUGUCACACAGUAUUGGGAGAUUCUCUGCAAACCUGCGGCAGCAGCUUAUCAUUGAACAUGCUGAUGUGUUUGAGGGUGACAGAAAAUGUAGACAUGGAUCCCACCAGUUUUAUUGGGUGUGAAGGGCCAAUGUCUAAAUGCCUUUACAAGUCACUUUACUGCAGCUUCUGUAGAUCCCACGUGGGUAUUGUUCCUUUCUCUACAACGGAUUCUUUGGAUUACUUACGAGGACUAUACUGCUUGGACAAGCAUGCCUUGCACUGCUACAUGUUGCAGAGCAAUUCUCAGGUGAAACCUGCUGCCCUGAACUUUCAACCACCGUGUUUAAUUCAGCACAUAGGAGAGUUGAAAAGACAAAUUGUGGUGGCUCACUAUCGAUUGCUGGCAGCAAUGAACAAAUUGAAUGAGUUGGUUGGAGAGGAGAGUGGACAAGAUACCAGUGUCACUGCUGAGAGACAAAGGUAUUAAUAGGAGAAAUGCAUCAAUGUUUACUGUUAAUAUCAUUUUGAGGUUUGAAAGUACAGUGACUAUUAAUCACCUCAGCUGCCACAUUUGGCUUCCUUGAAAAAUAAUCUUCCCUUCACCAGAGUUCUGAGAUUGUUUCGUCCAAAGGUUGAAUCUGCAGAGGGAAAACAUCACUGUUUUGGAAUUGUUCACAAAGCACCUUCAGUCAUGUUUGUACUGAGCUUUGGUUUUAUGUAACCUGUUAUCUGAAUUCAGAACUUUAAUACACCUAAUAGUAGCCCGAUCAUGUCCAUAUCAGUGUAACCUGCUAUCUGAUUUACAGAAUAGUACAACAUCUUGGGUAAUUUAAGUCCUCAGAAGCUAGUAACUUACUGUCAAGGACUGCAGUUCAUUUCUACAUUAUGGUAAGCAGUGAGUUCGCAUUAGUCACUGUAACCUCUUAUCUGGUACUCAAAAAUGUACUAACUGCGCACUGCUCCUGGUUAGCGUCAGUGUCCAUAUAAUUUUCAUCACAAAAUCUAAAUAUAAGAUAUUUGUUAAAGCCUUUGAGAUCCAGACAGGUUGACUGAUCAAAGUCAGUUCUUCAUCUUUGGAAGACAGUUGCCUGAGCUGUUAUCCUGUAUAGGCAGAAUUGGACUGUAAAAUGACAGGUAAACUGGCUAACUGGAGGAAGACUUGCAGUUCAGCAAUAUUUGUUCCUCACCAGCACUUAAAAUGUUAAAAAUCACAACACCACCAGAUUAUAAUCCAGCAGGUUUAUUUGGAAACAUUAGCCUUUGUAGCACUGC
Chiloscyllium plagiosum (whitespotted bambooshark) is the source of this 1597-nucleotide messenger RNA. RefSeq names its product opa interacting protein 5 (gene oip5). The record is from RefSeq and is a predicted model, not a curated record. Gene Ontology annotation, cellular component: nucleus; chromatin; chromosome, centromeric region. Gene Ontology annotation, biological process: chromosome segregation; CENP-A containing chromatin assembly. NCBI's taxonomy places the organism in Eukaryota, Metazoa, Chordata, Chondrichthyes, Orectolobiformes, Hemiscylliidae.